ACGCACAGUUUUGAGCGGAACGCGAUCAUAAAGAUUCCGUCGUCGGCGUCGUUCCAGCCGGUGUCCAUUCUGUCUCCUCCUCUCUCUGGGAACUGCUUCUCCCUCUCUCUCUCUCUCUCUAGAUUCUCGUCUCUUCUGCUCGAUAAUGGCGAAUCCAGUGCCGUCAUCAAAGGGAUGGACGAAGAACAUAUCAUCAAUGGCCUCUGGAGUUUACUUCCCUCUUGAUCAUAUUCCAGAUCCCUCUCUUCAGUUUUAUAGGUCUCAGAAGAACUCAAAGAACUCAAGCUCUGCGUCAGUUAUAAUCAAGGACCAGCGGACGAGAAAUGGAUCAGAAUCAGAAUCAGAGUGCUGUAUCUACAGAGUGCCCGAGAGAUUGCGUAGGCUCAACCCAGAAGCGUAUUCACCUCGUUUCAUCGCCAUUGGACCUCUCCAUCACGGUAAAGAAGAGCUUCAAGCCAUGGAAGAGCAUAAGCUAAGGUAUCUUCAAAGUUUCAUUCCUAGAACAGAUCUAAGCAUAGAGGAACUUGUUGAGACUGUGAGGACAUGGGAAGAAAGGGCUAGGAACUGUUAUGCAGAACCCUUAAAGCUUAGCAGCCACGAUUUCGUAAAGAUGAUGAUUAUAGAUGGAAGUUUCUUGGUUGAACUCAUUUUGAAGUUUCGAUACCCUGAGCUUGUAGGUGAGAGUGAUCGGAUAUAUAAAAAGCCAAGAAUGGUUUAUGAUGUGGUCCGAGAUAUGAUCUUGCUCGAAAAUCAGCUUCCGGGUUUCGUCGUUAAGGCCAUUUUCGGGCUGCUCUCUGUUCACUACCGAGAACGAAUCCACCCCGAGAUCAUUCACCACUUCUUCGGUUUUGUCUUGAGCAUGAACGGGUUUUCUCAGGGGAAGUUCAUUUCAGAGCCAGACCACUUCAUUGAUCUUAUAAGAUCUCGUUGCCUGCCUUCUGUUCCGCAUAGAUCAGAAGCUCAGACAAAGAAGCUGGACACUCCACCAGCAGCAAUAGAGCUUAACAAUGCCGGAGUCAGAUUCAAGCUGGAAAAGACCAGAAGCUAUUCACUUGACAUAAGCUUUGCCAAUGGAGUCAUCACCAUUCCCACCAUUAUAAUCGGUGAUCUUACCGAAACCCUUUACAGAAACAUCAUCGCCUUCGAGCAAUGUCACUACGAGUCUGCGUCUGAUAACUACUUCACCCAAUAUGCCCUCUUGCUGAGUUGCUUCAUGAAAUCCGCCAUGGAUGCUGACUUUCUUGCUCGAUGUGGGAUUCUCGUGAACAGGCUUGGAAACGGAGAAGAUGUCUCGAGGUUGUUCAACAGCAUCUACAAAGAGGUAUUUGUCAGCAGAUUUUACUUUCAGACACUGUCUGAGGAUCUGAAUUCUUACUGCAACAAGCCUUGGAACAAGUGGAAGGCGACACUAAGACGUGACUAUUUCAAGAAUCCAUGGUCGGUAGCUUCUGUUUUGGCGGCUGCUGUCCUUCUCCUUCUUACUUUCACACAGACUGUCUGCUCUAUCUUGGCCUUGUCUUAGAAGAACACAGCAGAGGAGAAGGGGGAAAAAUGGAUUCCAAGGGGUCAAGUCUAAAAUCCUCAGGUAAUAAAUCAAAGAAAAGCUGA
Molecule: messenger RNA, 1608 nt
Organism: Tarenaya hassleriana
Lineage: Eukaryota; Viridiplantae; Streptophyta; Magnoliopsida; Brassicales; Cleomaceae
Product: UPF0481 protein At3g47200-like
Exons: 4
Coding region: 146-1522 (458 amino acids)
Source: RefSeq, a predicted model, not a curated record